Cuscuta campestris is the source of this 1669-nucleotide messenger RNA. Lineage: Eukaryota; Viridiplantae; Streptophyta; Magnoliopsida; Solanales; Convolvulaceae. The record is from the annotation of a GenBank genome assembly.
AGUCCCCACCUCUGGCCAAAAACACAAAAAACUCACACAGAGAGAAGAAGAGAGAGUGCGUGUGUAUGUGAAGACGACGCGCAAGCAGAUCCAUUCUAAUCAUCCAUAUUCUUCUUCCCACCGACACUUUUCAUUUCUCCCUUCUCUCGCCGACCCUCUCUAUAUUUAUAGUUCCUGCCGGUGAAGUUUCUUGAUUGACAUUCUGGACUUUACCCUCUCUCUCUCUCUCUCUUUACUUUUUUAAGUAUAAAAGAGACUCCUUUCUUCAUGUGUCUCUCUGCAGACUUAAUGGAGAAUUGAUGCUUUUCCAGAAGGCUGAUUCGACAUUAACCCCUCAAAAUUGUGAGAUUCGGAGUUAAAAAAAAUAAAAUAAAACCAUUAUGUUCAAGCUGUUGCCUCGUCGGAACCAGAGAAACAAUGGCUUCAAAGUGAAGCACACUCUUCAGAUAUGUGUCCUGGUUGGCAUUUGCAUUUGGCUGAUUUACCAAGUCCAGCACUCCCGCGUUGAGAAAGACGCCUCUGCCCAAUCCACAAGCCUCUCUGAGAAGGUAGAGAAUGGGAGUGGUGUCUUUAAGUUGGGAAGGAAGGACCCACCGCCUCAAACUGAUGAUGAAAAAGCUGGGGAUUUGACACACAAUGAGCUCGAUGAGGAGGGCAAUGAUCUUGAGGUUGUUGAAGAUGAGAGUGAUACAGGCAACGAUGAUGCAGAAGCUAAAGCAGAUGAUAACCCAGUGACUGAAAGCAAAGAGAACUUUGGAACUGAAAAAAAUGAAACUUUGGAGGGCAGUGAACCCAAGAAAACUACCGAAGAAAAGAGCGAAAAUGACGAAGAAGAGCAAAGUGGAAGUACAGAACAAGAAGUAGAGAAAGAAAGGGGUGAAAAUGGCACCGGAGAAGAUAAGAAUGAGAAGGAAGGGGAAGAUGUGACAGGGAAAGAGUCCACAGCAGAAAGUAGAAGUGAAGAAGAGAAUAUGGGAAGCAGAGAGGCUGGAAGUGAGGAAACAGACGAAAAUGGAGGCGAAGAUAAUGAUGUUCAAGUGGAGGAAAACAAUGAGAGUCUCAUCACGGAAGCAAAAGAGGAAGACAACUCUACCCAAACUGAAGAGAAAAACAUGAAAGAAAACCCAGAUUCAAAUUCGACAACUCCAUUAACGAACGAAGCACUUUCAGAAUCUUCAGCUGGUGGGCUAAAUAGUGACAGCACAGACUCUACUGGUUCGGAAGAAACGGAUAAACUGUCAAAUGGAGAUGAAAACAACUCGGCUGAUUCUUCGAACACCCGAAACGAAGAAUCUGUCCAAAACAAGAUUCAAGACGAUGUGCAACAUGCCCAUGUUGAAUCGUCCAGUUCAGUUCCUGAAGGAGAGAAGGAUGCCGGUACAGAGAUGGGAACUUUGCCAGGAUCUGAAGGAAACAAUGAUGAACAUGGUUCUUCCACUGGAUAAAGAGAUCUCCUUUAAUUUAUUCAUUUAAGAGGUGAAACAUUGUAAAGGUUUCUUGGCCGGGCGGUGCUAAGGCCACAUUGUAUGAGUAUAGCUUUUUACAGUCCAUAAACUCCCAUAUAGGGGAGACAUCAACUAUAUAUAAUGUAUGUAUGAUUGUAUGAACCUGAAUGAUUUGGUAAGAAGUUCUUAUGAAAGUUCCUUUUUAAUACAGUAGAUGGAUUUAA